Humulus lupulus (European hop) is the source of this 975-nucleotide messenger RNA. RefSeq lists its product as uncharacterized. The transcript has a single exon. Lineage: Eukaryota; Viridiplantae; Streptophyta; Magnoliopsida; Rosales; Cannabaceae. The record is from RefSeq and is a predicted model, not a curated record. Bases 1 to 975 code for a protein of 324 amino acids.
AUGACAAUCGAUAAGACUUGGGUGACCAUGAGAAAUCGUAAGGAUCCUGCUUACUGGGAAGGUCUCCAAGUCUUUAUGGCACUCGCGUCUAAACACAAAGAUUGUGACGGAAGAAUUUUCUGUCCUUGUGUUAGAUGCAAGAAUACCAGACUGCAUCCUUUAGAUACUGUGGAGGCACAUAUUUUUACCAAGGGUUUUGAAAGCAGUUAUGAGAGGUGGACUUACCAUGGGGAGCCAGAUGAACCAAUCGAGGCUAACAAUGCCGAUGCCGAUGAGAUGGUUGAUGUCAUUGAAGAUUUCUUUCCUCCUAUAAAUGACGAUGGAAGAGCAACCGACGAUGGAAUUCAGAGGGGUCAAUAUUAUGAUGAGAUGUUUGAGGAGAUCGAGGCAGAGUUGUACCCCGGUUGUGAUUGGAUAUCCUCCCUCAACUUUGUAGCAAAGUUGAUGCACUUAAAAAAUUUGGGAAAAAUACCAAAUUAUAUCUUUGAUGAAUUGUUGAAAUUGUUGAAGUUUGCAUUUCUGAAGGAAAACAAAAUCCCUCCAACAUUCUAUGAGGCGAAGAAGAAACUAAGUAAAUUAGGCCUAGGGUAUGAAUCAAUUCAUGUGUGCAAGAACAAUUGUUGUUUAUUUUACAAUGACCAUGCAUCGAAAGAUUUUUGCCCGGUAUGUGGGACCAGUAGAUGGAUUAAUGAGAACACAAGUGGAAAAAAGAUAGCGCAUAAGGUGAUGCGUUACUUUCCAUUAACUCCAAGAUUGAAAAGAUUAUACAGUUCAAGAAUUACAGCCAAAGAGAUGGUAUGGCAUCGUACUGGGCGUGUGAAAGAAAAUGGUGUUAUGCGUCAUCCUGUUGAUUCCGCCGCGUGGAAAAACUUUGAUAGCAGACAUCCGGACUUUGCAAGAGAUCCACGGAAUGUGCGCUUAGGCUUGGCUGCCGAUGGAUUUAAUCCUUUUUGGCAACAUGAGCUUAUCGUAUAG